This is a messenger RNA of Cuscuta campestris, 3103 nucleotides long. Lineage: Eukaryota; Viridiplantae; Streptophyta; Magnoliopsida; Solanales; Convolvulaceae. The record is from the annotation of a GenBank genome assembly.
CGAAAAAAAAUCAAAAUCAUCCGAAUUCCCGCUACCCAAAUGAAAUUUCAAAAAUUCCGGAUUCAAGAAUUCAACCAAGUACCCCACUGGGAGACACGAACCCGCAUUUAUCUCUCUCUCUUGUUCCCCGUCGCCUUUUCCGCUUCGUAUCAGAACCCUACCCGGACCGACCCCUGAAUCGCGCAAUGGGCCGCAAGAGAUAUGCGUCGGCUCGUGCUGCUCCGGCCAAACAGGAGCAGAAGAAGAGAAGGCAGAGAGAGGUUGUGGAUUUGGCUGACGGGGGCUCCGAGCUUGACGACUUUGUCGCUUAUGAUCCUGAGCUUGAAGACGAGGAGGAGGUACAAGAAGAGUCUGGGGAAAACCUGGUUCGACUGCCCGAAAGAAGGACGGCUGCUAAGGCUUCUGAAGAUGGUGAAAGUGAGUUUGUUGGAGAUCCGGUUCCGGUUGAAGAAGCUAAGAGGCAGUGGCCUCACCGUUUUCAAAAGGCUAUGGGGAGAGCAGAUUGGGGAAGUAAGAGCACAACCACUCAAGCAGGACCUGCUAGUGUACCUCAGGCUAAGAAACAUUUUACAUCAGCAAAAGUUGAUGAUGUGAUUUAUAAUCUAGGGGACGAUGCUUAUGUGAUGGCUGGUGAGGGUGAAGAUAACUAUAUUUGUAAAAUUGUAGAAAUGUUUGAAGCACUUGAUGGUGUGUGCUAUUUUACAGCACAAUGGUAUUAUAGAGCCAAGGAGACUGUCAUCACAUCAUGUGAUCAGUUUGUUGACCCUCGCCGUGUAUUCUUUUCUGAAAUCAAGGAUGAUAAUAACAUUGACUGCCUUGUAAAAAAAGUCAGCAUACAUCGCAUACCAUACAAUGGAAAUUCUGAUUCAAGGGAUAUUAUUCCACAUGAAUCUGAUUUUUAUUGUGAUAUGAUGUAUCUUGUUCCUUGCUCCACAUUUCUGAACCUGCCACAUGGCAACACGCAUGUAGAUUUUACUGCUGCCGAUGUGUCCACUUCCACAAUCUCUAGCGAGUCCGAUGGGGCAGAAGUUAGAGAGCUUAAUUCAGAGAAAACGCUCUUAGAUAUUUAUUCUGGUUGUGGCGGAAUGUCCACGGGACUAUGUUUAGGAGCAAAUAGUUGCAAUGUUAAUUUGGUUACAAAAUGGGCUGUUGAUAUGAAUGGACCCGCAUGUGAUAGCUUAAGACUAAACCACCCAGAGACAAAUGUGAUGAAUGUGUCAGCUGAUACAUUUUUGGCCCUUUUAAAAGAAUGGCAACAACUUUGUGCUUCUUGUAUGUUGAUAACAAGCAACUGCUCCCCUCACCCUAAUUUGGAUACGUCAACAAAUGAUGAGGAAGAAGAAGAGAGCAAUGAUGAUGAUGAUGAUGGAGGUGAAGGUGAAGUGUACGAGGUUGACCAUAUUUUGGAUAUUUGUUACAGAAAGCCUAAUGGUGGUAGAAAGUCUGGCCUAUAUUUUAAGAUACAUUGGAAGGGGUAUGAUGAUGAUUAUGACACAUGGGAACCAAUCGAGGGAUUAAGUGGUUGCCCUCAAAAGAUCAAAGAAUUUGUUGUCAAUGGCUUUAAAGAAAAAAGACUGCCUCUACCAGGACAUGUUGAUGUUAUUUGCGGCGGUCCACCUUGUCAAGGAAUAAGUGGCUUCAAUCGAUUUCGGAACUUUAAGAAUCCUUUGGAGGAUCCUAAAAAUGAGCAAAUGAAAACUUUCAUGGAUUUGGUUGAUUUUUUAAGGCCAAAGUUUGUUUUGAUGGAGAAUGUUGUUGAUCUUUUAAAAUUUUCAAGUGGGUUUCUUGGGAGAUAUGCUUUAAGCCGGCUUGUAGGGAUGAAUUAUCAGGCACGGAUGGGUAUGCUUGCGGCUGGAGCGUAUGGCCUCCCACAAUUUCGCAUGCGUGUCUUUUUGUGGGGCGCCCUUCAAGAAGAGAAGCUGCCCCAAUUUCCUUUUCCAACCCACAAAGUUGAUAGUAGAGGCGUCAUUCCCAAAGAGUUUGAGUGCAACAAUGUUGAUUAUGAAAACCAUGAAGUCAACCUAAAGGACGCGCUCUUUCUUGAAGAUGCAAUUUCCGAUCUUCCUAAGGUUGAGAAUACUGAGGUUAGAGAAGAGAUGCAUUAUGUUGAUGAGCCAAAAACUCAUUUUCAGCGGUAUAUAAGACUUGGGCGAGAUGGUGUGCUUGGACAAGUUUUGUAUGAUCAUUGUCCAUUACAAUUGAAUGAAGACGAUUAUCAACGCGUAUGCCAUGUUCCAAAGAGGAAGGGCGCAAAUUUCAGAGAUUUACCUGGUGUUCGUGUGGUUGGCAAUAAGGUUGAGUUGGAUCCAGAUGUCGAAAGAGUGUAUUUGCCUUCUGGGAAGCCAUUGGUACCUAACUAUGCUAUCUCUUUUGUGAGAGGGACUUCGACCAAGCCAUUCAAAAGAUUAUGGUGGGACGAAACUGUCCCAACCGUUGUCACCAGGGCUGAGCCUCACAAUCAGGCAAUUUGUCACCCUGUCCAAGACCGAGUUCUCACAGUCAGAGAAAACGCGCGGUUACAGGGCUUUCCUGAUUACUACAAGCUUUGUGGCUCCAUCAAAGACAAGUACACACAAGUGGGAAAUGCAGUUGCUGUGCCAGUUGCCAAAGUUUUAGGUUACUCAUUAGCUCUCUCAUUCAAAGGCUUGUCUGAAGCAGCUGCCAUGUUUACGUUGCCCGAAGGAUAUGGCGCGAUUCAAGUGCUGCCAGCUGAUCAAAUGUCCUCUGCCGAAUUUCCACAAUGAUGUUUUUGAAAGUUAUUAUUGAUUGCGCUACAACAUACGGUUUUUUUAGUAAUUAUUCUUUUCUUCUCAGCAUUUGGACAAGUUAAAAAAACCCAUUGUUGCAGUAAAUUUUACUUUGCUGUAGAGUGUGAAGCAUUUCAUUGUUUAAUUUGUAAUAUUAUUCCCCAUUAUGACAUUGGCAAACCAAACAUUGUAUGGCUAUUCAAAUACUUUAAGCCUGAUCAAACUAACUUGUUAAUUUGGGCUGGUGGACCAAGUUUCCAUUAGACGUUAAAUUUUUUUAGCUUCAUGUUUUUUAUUUGAUCGGAGAUAGUAAAUAGAAUAACACUACGUAUAUUCAAUGAAGCAAGUUUUGGAUA